AUGGCCUCACUCCUGCUGCUGCUGCUGUUGCUGUUGCUGCGGCGCUGUCUUCUCCUGGCCCUGUGUGGCACGUGGGUCCCGGUCGGAGGAAAUGUCACGGAUUCGCAGGAGGUGACGCACCGUAUCGGCGGCGGGCCCAUCGACUGUGGGGAGUACAGCAAUCAGGUGACGCCGAGCGGGCUGUGCCGCCUGGUGGCCACUCUCCCGCAGGUGGAGGAGCAUCGCUGCCCGGACAUGUUCCGCUGCACGGACGAGGUGUCCUUCUGGCUGCACGAGAACGAGGAGCGUAAGCAACAGAUCCUGGCCUUGAAAGAGACCAUUUCGGAGCUACAGGAGGAGCUGCGCAGUCAUCGGCACCGCGUCAAAGUUCUGGAGCUACAGAAUGAAGAGAAGAACGGGCUGAACUCAUCGCUGGAGCACAGGCUGCGAGAGCUGGAACGACGCUGCUCCGAGGCGGGCACCCUGCUGCACCUGCAGGCCUCGCUUAUCUACGACAUGCAGGCACAGAUCCGCAACCUCUCCAUGCUGGUGGAGAAGGCUCGGCGCAGCCCAGGCUGCAUGGUCAACGUGGUCCGUGCCAGCCCGCUCCUCAGUGCCCAGGAGGCCCUUCACCCAGAGGUCCAACAUGUGAGGAACUGCCCAGUGGACUGUGCGUCCAUUUAUUACAACGGCGUCCGUCGCUCUGGAGUCUAUACCGUGGUGCCUUCCAUGGGAGCCAUGCCGGUGGAGGUGUUCUGUGAUAUGGACACUGAAGGUGGUGGUUGGACUGUGAUCCAGCGGCGCCAAGAUGGUUCGGUCAGCUUUGACCGCACCUGGAAAGAAUACAAAGAGGGGUUUGGGGACUUGCACACAGAAUUCUGGCUGGGCAACGAACAUAUCCAUGAGCUGUCGGUCCAGGGAGACUAUUCGCUGCGUAUCAACCUGGAGGACUGGAGCGGCAAACGCAAACACACCCUGUACGAGAACUUCAGUAUCGACGCUGAAACGAACCGCUACCGCCUGCAUGUGACCGGCUUCAGCGGCACUGUGGAGGACUCCUUCAGCUGGUACCACGACAAGCAGAGCUUCAGCACCCCAGACACGGGCAACAUCUGUGCUGAGAUCUCACAUGGAGGCUGGUGGUACCACCAGUGCUUCUUUGCCAACCUCAACGGCGUCUAUCACAAGGGUGGCCGCUACUCUCCACGGGGCAAGAGGCCUCUGGGGCCUGAUGGCAUUGUGUGGUACGCUUGGAAGGACUCAGACUACUACUCACUGAGGAAGGUGAGCAUGAUGAUCCGGCCUCGAACCUUCCGGCCUCGUCUGUCUCCGUGAUGCUCAGCGCCCAGCUGCUGUCUGACGGAAAAAGGGGCCCCGUGCUGCACUUUAGUGUUUGGAGGGUCCAAACUGCCACUCGUUUUGUACCUGGAGGAGGGCGCAUGAAGCGCUUCUUUUAUCCUGAAACAAAAGCCAAU
Scleropages formosus (Asian bonytongue) is the source of this 1454-nucleotide messenger RNA. RefSeq names its product angiopoietin-related protein 7-like. The record is from RefSeq and is a predicted model, not a curated record. Bases 1 to 1314 code for a protein of 437 amino acids. Gene Ontology annotation, biological process: positive regulation of heterotypic cell-cell adhesion; platelet aggregation; fibrinolysis. The transcript has 6 exons. NCBI's taxonomy places the organism in Eukaryota, Metazoa, Chordata, Actinopteri, Osteoglossiformes, Osteoglossidae. Gene Ontology annotation, molecular function: extracellular matrix structural constituent; protein-macromolecule adaptor activity. Gene Ontology annotation, cellular component: fibrinogen complex.